AUGGCACAUCUGACGCACUUCACUCUGCAAGUCCACGCUGAGCAUGCCUCCUCCCCCUCCUUAGUCGCGGCGGCUCCCUCGUUUCUAUCCGCCUCGCCCUCGGUCCUCACUCUCUCGCAAUUCCUCGCCGCGCCGCACGAUCGCGCCGUUUUUCUCACCGCGGUGCGACAACCGCGCGACGCGGCGUCGCCUUCGUCGUCGGAGUACCUCAUCCGCGACCACGCGGCGCCACGUACUGCCACGUCAGCAGAGCCGUCUGCUGCGUCACCGUUCGGCUCAGACGACUCGUUUCGAGUCGCAGGCGAGGUGGUUGGAUGCGUGCGAGGGAACUACGGCGGCACGCAUUUCAUUCUAGCGUCGUGCACGCCGCGAUCCACGGCGACAAAAGAUGGUACCACUAGCAGCGAACCGCACGGAACGGUUACCAACGAUGGCGAAAUGCAUCGAAGCAGCAGCUACGACGAUGUUACAAAAAGCAGGCCGCAGCGGGGUGCGGGCGAUGAGCGAGAACGAGCGCAGGCGCGGGGGCGGGGGGGAGGCGGAAAGAGUGAGUGGAGAGCGCGGAGCGCAUCGGGGGAGGAGAUCUCGCCGCCGCGCGGCGGAAGCAAGAAAGCGGAUGCUCCCGGCAAGGGAGGAAAGGCGGGCAGAGAUUCUAAAUCCGGCAAGGGGUUUCGUCGCAAGAAGGGAAGAUCGUUGUCGCAUGGUGAUUUCCUUUUCGCGAGAGGGUUGUCGCAUGUCGAUCGUGCGUCGUCCAGCCUCGCCGGUGGCGCCAUGAUCGACGGCGAUGCGCGUGCCUCUGAAAACGCCGACGCGGCUCCCCGGCAGGUGGCUUCAGCGCGAGCGGCCUUCGCGCCGCUGUUGAUUGGAUGGCUGCCCGCGAAGGGCGGCAGGGGCGGCGGAAACGGGGUGGAUGACGGCGCGAGAGGAUGGGGAGGAGCGGGAGGAGUGGGGGGACGGGGAAUAGGGGGAUUGGGAGCAGCUGGGGGAUGGCUGACGUGGAACGUGCGGAAAGGGGCAGGAAGCGCACGAGCGAAGGGCGACGACGAACCGACGGGCGACGAGCAGAGCGAGUCGCAGGAAGAAGCGUCGCAGAGGGAAGAGUCGCAGAGGGAAGAGUCGCAGAGAGCAGUGUCGCAGAGGGAAGGGGCGGAGCGAUUGACGGAGAAAGGCAGGCCGCAAGGCGCGUUCGGCCUAUCCUGGGCUCAGGUAGGCCCGCGUCCCCUCUAUACGCAGACUCGCUUUAGUGUAUUGCACGUCGCCGUGUGGAAGCAAGCCCGCGUAACGCCGCACCCGCCCGUCGCCCCCCGCCCGCAGGUGGCGAGUCUGGCGGCGAGGGGAAGCACGGGGGCGCACGCGGAGAGAGAGCGCCGCGGGGGGGGUGACAAUAGCGAGGGAGAAGCUGUGGGGAUUGGGAACGGGGACUUGAAGUGCGGCGCAGGUGAUUAUAAAGGGAGUGCGAGUGGGAGUGCGGCUGCGGGUGCGAAUAUGAGCAACGCGUUGUGGCGUGUCUUCGGGGGCGCGCAGGGGAGCGGCGACGAGUGUGCUAGUAACGAGGCGGCGGCUCCAGACAAGGCCGCGCUGCCUAGUGGCGGCGCGCAGCUGUGGGGCAGCGGCAGGUGGACGGCGCGCGGACGGGGGGGCGCGGCGGAGAGCUUGAAGGGCGCGGCGGACAGCUUCAAGGGCGGGGCGGAGAGCUUGUCCGCUUCCGCGUUUCUCCGCGCCAUAAAGGGUGCGGGCGCGCGGGGGAGCGGCGCUGCUGGCGGGGGCGCGGAUGGCGGAGGCGGCGGCGGUGUGGUGGGCAGCUGGGGGAGGGCGAGCGGGGACAGGCGGAGCGGGUGGGCGUGGGUAGACGCGUGGGGGGUCGGAGAGAGGGGUGCGGGCCCGGACGAGGGGACGCGGAGCAGGGGGGCGGGGAAGGCGGACAGGGAAUGGGGAGACGGGAAAGACGGGAAAGUGUGUGGAGAAGCGGAGAGUUCAGGGGAGCUUGGGGGGCCGGGAAGGCGGAGAGAGGCAGGGGCGGAGGAGAGGGGUAGUGAAUGUGGGGAAGAGGGGAAGGGAGGGAGAUGUGGGGAGGCGGAGGAAGGGGCUAGGGGGACGGGGGAGGAAGGGAGGCGAAAGGAACAGGAUGAGCAGCGUGAGGGGAGGGCGGAAGAGGGCGGAAGUGCCUUGGGCAGUGGUGCUGACGUAGGCAGUGGUGCUGACGUAGGCAGUGGUGCUGACGUAGGCAGUGGUGCUGGCGUAGGCAGUGGUGCUGGCGUAGGCAGUGGUGCUGGCGUAGGCAGUGGUGCUGGCGUAGGCAGUGGUGCUGGCGUAGGCAGUGGUGCUGGCAUGGAGAGUGGGGCGAACAAGGCAGGGAAUGAGCAGGUGGGGGAAAUAAUAACACCCAACAUGGUGGAGGGAACGCCAUGGGGGGAGGAGGAGGGCUCAGCUGCCAGCCAGGAUAGCUGCUGCAGCAGGGAGAGUGGGGGGAGUGGGGGGGUCGUCCAGGGCUGUGAGCAGCACGAUGACUCUGCUGAUGCUGUUGAUGCUGUUGACUCGGUUGACUCGGGUGACUCGGGUGAUUCAGGUGGCUCAGGGGGCGCCAUUGACUCGGUUGACUCCACGGAGGACACGGCAUGCUCCAGUGGUGGCGUUGGUGACGGUGGUGACGGUGGUGAUGGUGGUGCGCUGCUGAGAAUGUCUGCAUCCAUGCCCUCGCUGCAGUCCGACCAUCCAUCUCACCAUGCCCAUGCCCUCGCGCUUGCACACACCCAUCCGCACGCACAUGUGCCAGCCGUGCGGGACAGGGGGGAGAGGGGGGGAGAGGGGGAGUGGGGGGGGAGUGGAGGGAGCGUGGGGCAGGCAGGCCAAGGCUCGGAGCAGGUUCGGAAUGUGCAGCUGGUGGCGCAUGUGGGUGGCGCGGCUGCUGUCCCUGCUGCUGCUCGUGCGACUGGUAUUGCUGGUGCUGCUGCUGUUGCUGGUACUGCUGGUACUUCUGGUGGUGGAGCUGUGUUGGAGGUGCAUCUGCGGGAUAAAGGGGAGGGGGAGAGGGUGGAGGGCGGGGAGGGGGGAGCAGAAGCAUGUGUGGUGCGGCUGGUGAGGAUGAGAGGAGGACGAGGUGAAGGGAGCGGUGGGGGGGAGGGAGCAGGGCAGGGCAGGAGGGUGAGUGCGCCUGGAGUGCUGGCCCAAGCAGCAGCAGCGGCUACAGCAGGUGUGGCUGCAGUGGGUGCAGCAGCAGCAGCAGGUGCAGCAUUAGUGGGUGCAGCAACGGGUGCAGCAGCAGGUGCAGCACUAGUGGGUGCAGCAACGGGUGCAGCAGCAGGUGCAGCAGCAGCAAAGGGUGAAGAAGCAGCAGCAGCAGCAGCAGCAGCAGCAGCAGCAGCAGCAGCAGCAGCAGGAGGGGGGGUGUAUCUGCUGUCUCUGGAUACCACAGCAGUCACUCCCCUGCAGGCGCUGGGCAUGUGUGUGGCAUGGCUGGACAGUGCUGCUGCCAGGCGGCCUUCCCUGUAG
Messenger RNA from Closterium sp. Naga37s-1, 3489 nucleotides. NCBI's taxonomy places the organism in Eukaryota, Viridiplantae, Streptophyta, Zygnematophyceae, Desmidiales, Closteriaceae. The record is from the annotation of a GenBank genome assembly.